GAACGUCGUGGAGUCUUCCUGCACCAGGGCUAUAGACCUGAAAAAUUGAGAAUGAGAAUGAGAACAAGCCCUUAGUUGUAUAAUUGUAAACAGUCGGUGCAAUCAAGCAGGUUGUCUGAAACGUGUUUUAGAUUGCUUCUGCUUCGCAUUUAUGACAACAGCGGGAUGAGGAUGACUCAUUCAACAACAAUUCUUGUGCUAUAAUCAACAGAAGAUCUAGAUCUUCAUGGCGCACAAAAUUAUUCUAAGGGUGACUCAUCUCUUCGCAGGCCUUGGCUACACCACGCAUGUCGUGAACCAGUUGAAUAUUGAGUAGCUGUACCAGGUGCUUCUGCUCAUCCGAAAAAUAGGAAAUUCGUUUUUCUCUGGCGUAGACGACAUAAUUGGGUAUAAAGCGUGUAGUAAUUUUCUCCGUGAGUGUCCUCCACCUGGGUAAAUAACUCCUGACUUCUCUCACUCACUCGAGUAUCUACUUCAAUAAGAUGGAGGUCGAUCAAACAGCGGCGGAUGCCGUGCUUGAGCUCGAAGGCCAGGGAGAUGGUUCAAAAGCGAUAGCGGCCUACCGGAAAUUGAUAUUUGAAUGUAGUCUACCGGAGACGGAGCAAGAAGUAAAAGAGCUGGAAACAGCGAUAUAUAGGCUCGCAAACUUCUACGCAAAAAAGGAAAAGGUACUUCACCUUCGGUUCUUUUAUGUAGAGGUGUAUACCAAAAAAUUGGUGUUAGGACCAAGCAAGGCUUGCUUUCAAUUUCAUCAUCUUUAUGUUUUGCUUUCUGCAGCGAGACAUUCGCAUCGAUCUACCUCCUCAACAUCAUUUCAAUGCAGGUGGAGCCUUUGGUAAAACUGGUGAAAGAGAUCCGGCCGCUAUUCAUCCACUUUCCAAAAGUAAAGACGGCAAAAAUUGUUCGAACUCUCAUAGAUCUCGUGUCGCGACUACAGGGGAAUAAGCCAACACAGGUACCUCUAAGGUGGUUUCUUGUGUAUCAUGUUGAUGAAAUUAUCUUCAUCUACGUUCAAAAUCAAACAUGAACUUUUACGCUGCAUAGAAAUGAAUUCAGUUGUUUCUGUGAUGUUGACGAUGCUUCAGUACUCCUAGUCUGCUCACACUAGUGCGUUCUGAACCAACAGUUAAUUUCCGACCUUUGCUUGGACUGCAUCGAAUGGGCGAAGAGCGAGCAGAGGACAUUUUUGAAACAUCGUGUGGAGACACGAUUGUCCAGCAUCUACGUGGACAUGACGAAAUAUGAGGAGGCCUUGGCAUUAUUGAAGGAAUUGCUAAAAGAAGUGAAGCAGCUAGACGACAAAUUGUUGUUAGUUGAAAUUCACUUGAUAGAAACGCGGGCCAACUUCAAUUGCGACAACCUGCCAAAAGCGCGCGCAAGCUUGACAGCCGCGAAAACAAACGCUAACGCGAUACAUUGCCCGCCUUUGUCACAAGCGGAGAUCGAUCUCUGGAGUGGUACGCUUUUUCUGAUUUUCACAACAGAAGAUUUAGAAGAUUGAUUUGAAAUGAAAAUGCAAUCGUGAUGUUCUUGAUGAGCUGGCUCGAGCUCUGACUGUAUCAACAACUACAACUCAGUCUGCUACAAUAACUGUGUGCACAGGUAUAGUUUCCUUGCGAGAGAAAGAUCCGCGAACGGCUUUCUCUUAUCUCUACGAAGCCUUUGAGGCUUUUCACGUGAACAAAGAUGAAAGCAACUACACGAGCAAAGACUAUAACCAUACGCGCGCGCUGCAAGCUUUGCGAUGUCAGCUCCUCUGCAGAAUAAUGCAGGACGAGCCAAGUGCAUGUAAGCAAAUGGUGCAGCAGAAGAACAUGCUGGGAUACCAGAUGCACGACUCAGUCCAAGCGAUUCUCCAAAUUGCAGCGGCCUACGAAGACAGGAGUCUAAAGAAACUCGAAAAAGUACUACUCUUAAUCUUAUUAUGAUGUCUCUUUAUCGGGUCUUGAGCUGCAGCCAGCAGAAAUCUUAGCCUUCCGGAUCCUGAUUAAAUUGAAGACUUUUGCCUCAACGAUCUCCUCGUUUUCAUACUCAUCCCGAAACAUCAGCAUCACCUACAAUCAAACAAGGUUCUUGCCGCGCAUCCAGUGGAGGAUCCUGUGAUUCGACAUCAUUUGCGGGAGUUGUAUGACACUUUCUUGGAGAAGAAUUUGCUGAAGAUACUAGAACCUUUUUCAUCGGUACAGCUUGCGAGAGUGGCGGAGUUGAUCGAGCUCCCGGUAGACAAGACACAGCAGAAGUUGUCGCAGCUUAUCCUCGAUCAAAAACUGCUUGGAACAUUGGACGAGGGAAAGGGCAAUCUGAUCCUGUUCCCGAAAAGCACUCUGCGACCGACCUGCAAGCGUCUGCUGGAGACGAUCAAACACAGUUCAGACUGCAUCGACUCUCUCGCACUGCUCAGCAAGAAGAUAUUCGACUAACGUACGCGAGCACACUGUGUGGUCUGGCGCAUCAACUUCAACUACAUGUCAUUAUGAUCUCUCACGCCGGCUGGCGAUCUUGCUGUCCCUGUCAGGUUGCCAGCGACCCACGCGUUGUAGAAAAAAAGGUGUAGAAGAUCGAAAUUUGGGAUUGGGGUCUUAGCACUCGUAGUGUGUAUGUCGAUGGCGUUUCCCCUAUCGCGCCGGUCAAGUUAAUCAAUCCUGUUCUAAGUCUACCUUUACUGCUACCGCUGGCUCGGAGUCUAAGUUUUUGAAGCUUUGUGUAAGUAAGAUCCACCACGUAAAGACAGGAAGGUGAUGGUGAUGUCCAUUUGGAAUUCGUCGCAUAGACAAAGUAGACGGCGGGGCCGAAGGUGUCGUCGUCCUCCUCUCCAUCUUUUUCUUAUGACCUUGGUUGGCCCUGGCCCUUACCUGACUCCGUCUUUGGAACUCGCAGAUUAUAUUCAAUUCAGAAAUACCCCAUCCACGACCCCAGGAAUGGCUCCCGCUCAUUUUCAUCCCUUAUAGUUAUAGCAUUUGUCAUAUUUUGUAUGAAGCAUUGACACCCGUCAGCUAACUUGCUCUGCUGCUUGUGUCACGUGUCGAAGAUCUUUAGAAUUCUUCACUCGCGCACUC
This is a messenger RNA of Amoebophrya sp. A25, 3056 nucleotides long. The record is from the annotation of a GenBank genome assembly. Lineage: Eukaryota; Dinophyceae; Syndiniales; Amoebophryaceae.